Molecule: messenger RNA, 567 nt
Organism: Verticillium nonalfalfae
Lineage: Eukaryota; Fungi; Ascomycota; Sordariomycetes; Glomerellales; Plectosphaerellaceae
Exons: 1
Coding region: 1-567 (188 amino acids)
Source: RefSeq, a predicted model, not a curated record
AUGCCUUCUAUUCACAACCUCAAGGUCCGCAGCCUCAUUGGCGAGCGCGAGGAUCAGGACGUCGCCACCGGCGCUGGCGACAAUGUCCUUGAUUACAUGAUCAUUGUCCUCGGACUCGUUUUCGUUGGCCUGCUCCUGGCCAUGGUCCUCUUCAUUAUCCGCAGGAAACGGCAAUCAAUGGCCCGCGCCGAGAUGCUCCCUGACUACCAUGAAGUCAAGGGUGUGCGCAACCACCAGAAUCUCACCAUCAAGACGACGCAGAACGGUCGCUCCUCCGUGCUCGUUAUCAGCAAGGACGGCCAGCCCAUGCUGUCAAACCCCAACUCGCCCCCUUACUCUCCCGACAACGUUCCUGAGAUUCACAUCACUUUCCCUGAUGAGCAGGACGAAGCCGGCCAGCGCAAGAAUGGCCGCGUCCUUGUCGUCCGCGUCGGUGAUGGCGGCGUUGUCGGCCUGGAGCCCGUUCGCGAAGAGCAGCUGCCUGCCUACGAGAAGGAGAACAAGUCGCAGUUCUACUCCAUUGAUAUGGACCAGAUCGGCGGCUUGAAGGAGAAGGAGUACCGCUGA